AUGUUCACCCCGACUCCAACAUAUACCAGCAAGACUUGUACAACAGCUAAAAAAGAAAUGGCUCGAAACAAGUCUCAGAAGAAGUCCUUCUUUUCCUUCUUCAGUAACUUUAGGUUCAAGAAGGGUAGAAGGGGAGCUGAUGAGGCUUGGGAUGACUCCAUGAAGGCUUAUAAAGUGUAUCCAAGUGAUCAAGACAGAGCUGGACAAUGGGCAGAUCCUCGUAUUGACAGCAAAGCAUCAGCUUAUAUUCAUGAAAGGACCAACAGAUGGAACAACGUAGAGGUAUCAAGCUGA
Lactuca virosa is the source of this 294-nucleotide messenger RNA. The record is from the annotation of a GenBank genome assembly. Lineage: Eukaryota; Viridiplantae; Streptophyta; Magnoliopsida; Asterales; Asteraceae.